CGUCACGGAGCGGAAGCGGCGGCCGGGGCUGCGGGGCAUAGAGUUUGUCGGCUAGAGGGGCCCCCCCCCCCCUCUCGGAGGGCGGCUGCGGCCUGCACCGGCGGCCGCAGGUGACGGAGCGGCGCCCCCGGACGAGCUCGAGGCCCCCCGGCGGCCCGGACAUGAGCGCCGAGCUGAAGGUCACGGGGCAGAACCAGGAGCAGUUCCUGCUGCUGGCCAAGUCGGCCCGGGGCGCCGCCCUGGCCACCCUCAUCCACCAGGUGCUGGAGGCCCCCGGGGUCUACGUCUUCGGGGAGCUGCUGGACAUGCCCAACGUCCGGGAGCUGGCCGAGAGCGACUUUGCCUCCACGUUCCGGCUGCUCACCGUGUUUGCGUAUGGGACGUAUUCAGACUACCUGGCGGAAGCCCGGAACCUGCCCCCCCUCACAGAAGCGCAGAAGAACAAACUGAGGCACCUUUCAGUUGUCACGCUGGCCGCCAAAGUCAAGUGCAUCCCGUACGCCGUGCUGCUGGAGGCGCUGGCACUGCACAACGUGCGGCAGCUGGAGGACCUGGUGAUCGAGGCCGUGUACGCCGACGUCCUCCGCGGCUCCCUGGACCAGCGCAACCAGCGGCUCGAGGUCGACUACAGCAUCGGGCGCGACAUCCAGCGCCAGGACCUCAGCGCCAUCGCCCGCACCCUGCAGGAGUGGUGUGUGGGCUGCGAGGUGGUGCUGGCCGGCAUCGAGGAGCAGGUCAGCCGGGCCAACCAGCACAAGGAGCAGCAGCUCGGCCUCAAGCAGCAGAUUGAGAGCGAGGUGGCAAACCUGAAGAAAACCAUCAAGGUGACCACGGCGGCGGCGGCCGCGGCCGCGGCCACAUCCCAGGACCCCGAGCAGCACCUGACGGAGCUGAGGGAGCCCGCGCCCGGAGCCAGCCAGCGCCAGCCCAGCAAAAAAGCCUCCAAGGGCAAGGGGCUCCGGGGCAGCGCCAAGAUCUGGUCUAAGUCCAACUAAAAGGGGCCGCCCCAGCUCCGGGCAGAGCGUGUGGACGCUGAGCCCCCAUGCCUCCCCGGGGCUGGGCCGGGGGGACCCGGGGAGGCCCCCUUUGUGUGUCAUCUCCCACCGCCCCCUUCCCCACCCGCUCUGUGGCUCCCCCCGACCCUCCUUGGCUCUUCUUGUGCCCCGUCGGUGCCUCCGGGGCGGGAUCUACGUGUGUGUGUGUGUGUGUGUGUGUGUGUGUGUGUGAGCCUGCCCCUCGGCCCGAGAGGUCCCAGGUGCCCGUGCGCGUACCCUGUACACGUGUGGAUACGGGCCGAGUUCUGCCUCUGGGAGUCCGCGUCCACCGGUCUGCCUGGGAGGGGGCAAGAGCAGGUCUGGCCCUCUCCCGGCCCCUCCACCCUGGGGUAGAUAUCUAAGAGCCAUAGACCCGGCCCCCCACGGAGGGCUGGGGGUCGGAGUCCCAAGCUGCCCUGCUACCCCCGCCGCAGAGGAUGGAUGGGAGAGGGGCCGGGGGGCAAGCCGGCCGAAUGUAUUUUUCCCUCGGAUUGAGUUGCAAAUUGUAUAAAAAAGUAUAUAGAGAACUAUAUAACAACACAGAAAUAAAUCUAUGAGAUCUAUCUA
Messenger RNA from Ornithorhynchus anatinus (platypus), 1601 nucleotides. RefSeq names its product COP9 signalosome subunit 7A (gene COPS7A). Gene Ontology annotation, cellular component: COP9 signalosome. The record is from RefSeq and is a predicted model, not a curated record. Gene Ontology annotation, biological process: COP9 signalosome assembly. Bases 162 to 995 code for a protein of 277 amino acids. The transcript is spliced from 8 exons. Lineage: Eukaryota; Metazoa; Chordata; Mammalia; Monotremata; Ornithorhynchidae.